UACCGCCAUCAUGUCCGACACGGAGAGCGACGAAGAUUCUGCACUUGAUGGCCCAUUUUCUUUAACCGGUUUUCUUUUCGGCAACAUCAAUGGAGCUGGGCAGCUGGAAGGGGAAAGCGUCUUGGAUGAUGAGUGUAAGAAGCACCUAGCAGGCCUGGGUGCUUUGGGUCUGGGCAGCCUGAUCACUGAACUCACUGCCAAUGAAGAAUUGACUGGAACGGAUGGUGCCUUGGUAAAUGAUGAAGGCUGGAUUAGGAGUACAGAAGAUGCUGUGGACUAUUCAGAUAUCAAUGAGGUAGCAGAAGAUGAAAGCCGAAGAUACCAGCAGACAAUGGGAAGCUUGAAGCCUCUUUGCCACACAGACUAUGAUGAAGAUGACUAUGAUGCUGAUUGUGAAGACAUUGAUUGUAAGCUAAUGCCUCCCCCACCUCCACCCCCAGGACCAAUAAAGAAAGAUAAAGACCAGGAUGCUAUUAGCGAUGUGUCUGAAGAUGGAGAAGGCAUCAUCUUGCCCUCCAUCAUUGCCCCUUCCUCUUUGGCCUCAGAGAAAGUGGACUUCAGUAGUUCCUCUGACUCAGAAUCUGAGAUGGGACCUCAAGAAGUAGCACAGGCAGAAUGUGAGGAUGGAAAGCUGACUCUACCAUUGGCGGGGAUUAUGCAGCAUGAUGCCACAAAGCUGUUGCCAAGUGUCACAGAACUUUUUCCUGAAUUUCGGCCUGGAAAGGUAUUACGCUUCUUACGUCUUUUUGGACCAGGGAAAAAUAUUCCAUCUGUUUGGCGGAGUGCUCGGAGAAAGAGAAAGAAGAAGCACCGUGAACUGAUACAGGAAGAGCAGAUCCCUGAGGUGGAGUCCUCAGUAGAAGUAGAAAUGAGCCAGAAAUCUUUGUGGAACUAUGACUAUGCUCCACCACCACCUCCAGAGCAGUGUCUUUCUGAUGAUGAAAUCACAAUGAUGGCUCCUGUUGAGUCGAAGUUUUCCCAGUUAACUGGAGAUACAGAUAAAGUGAUGGAUACAAAACCAAGAGUGGCUGAGUGGCGUUAUGGGCCUGCUCGACUGUGGUAUGACAUGCUGGGUGUCCCUGAAGAUGGCAGUGGGUUUGAUUAUGGCUUCAAACUGAGAAAGAAUGAGCAUGAACCUGUGAUAAAAUGCAGGAUGAUGGAGGAUUUAAAAAAGCUUGAAGAAAGCAAUGGAAUUGAUCUUCUGGCUGAUGAAAAUUUUUUGAUGGUGACUCAACUGCAUUGGGAAGAUGAUAUCAUCUGGGAUGGGGAGGAUGUCAAACAUAAAGAGACAAAACCUCAGCGGGCAAGCUUGGCAGGAUGGCUUCCUUCCAGCAUGACUAGAAAUGCCAUGGCUUACAAUGUUCAGCAAGGUUUUACAGCUACUUUGGAUGAUGACAAACCUUGGUAUUCCAUUUUUCCCAUUGACAAUGAGGAUUUGGUAUAUGGACGCUGGGAAGAUAAUAUCAUUUGGGAUGCUCAAGCUAUGCCCUGCUUGUUGGAACCUCCUGUUUUGACUCUUGAUCCCAAUGAUGAGAAUCUUAUUUUAGAAAUUCCUGAUGAGAAGGAAGAAGCCACUUCUAAUUCUCCCUCCAAAGAAAGUAAGAAAGAAUCAUCUCUGAAGAAGAGUCGAAUUCUCUUGGGGAAAACAGGAGUUAUUAAGGAGGAACCACAACAGAACAUGUCUCAACCAGAAGUGAAAGAUCCAUGGAAUCUCUCAAAUGAUGAGUAUUACUACCCCAAACAACAAGGCCUUCGAGGGACUUUUGGAGGAAAUAUUAUCCAGCAUUCAAUUCCUGCUGUGGAAUUACGGCAGCCCUUCUUUCCUACCCACAUGGGACCCAUCAAACUCCGACAGUUCCAUCGUCCACCACUGAAAAAGUAUUCCUUUGGGGCAUUAUCUCAGCCAGGCCCCCAUGCAGUUCAGCCUUUACUAAAGCACAUCAAAAAGAAAGCCAAGAUGAGAGAACAAGAGAGACAAGCUUCAGGUGGUGGAGAAAUGUUUUUUAUGCGCACACCUCAGGACCUUACAGGCAAAGAUGGAGACCUUAUUCUUGCAGAAUACAGUGAGGAAAAUGGGCCCUUAAUGAUGCAAGUUGGCAUGGCGACCAAGAUAAAAAACUAUUACAAACGAAAACCUGGAAAAGAUCCUGGAGCUCCAGAUUGUAAAUAUGGGGAAACUGUUUACUGCCAUACAUCUCCUUUUCUGGGCUCUCUCCAUCCUGGCCAAUUACUACAGGCUUUUGAGAACAACCUUUUUCGUGCUCCAAUUUAUCUGCAUAAGAUGCCAGAAACUGACUUCUUGAUCAUUAGAACAAGACAGAGUUACUAUAUUCGGGAACUGGUGGAUAUUUUUGUGGUUGGCCAGCAGUGUCCCUUGUUUGAAGUUCCUGGGCCCAACUCAAAAAGGGCCAAUACGCAUAUUCGAGACUUUCUACAGGUUUUUAUUUAUCGCCUCUUUUGGAAGAGUAAAGAUCGGCCACGGCGAAUCCGAAUGGAGGAUAUAAAAAAAGCCUUUCCUUCCCAUUCAGAAAGCAGCAUCAGAAAGAGGCUAAAGCUUUGUGCUGACUUCAAACGCACAGGGAUGGACUCAAACUGGUGGGUAUUGAAGUCUGAUUUUCGUUUACCAACAGAAGAGGAGAUUAGAGCUAUGGUAUCACCAGAACAGUGCUGUGCAUAUUAUAGCAUGAUAGCUGCAGAGCAGCGAUUGAAGGAUGCUGGCUAUGGAGAAAAGUCAUUUUUUGCUCCAGAAGAAGAAAACGAGGAAGAUUUCCAAAUGAAGAUUGAUGAUGAAGUUCGAACUGCUCCUUGGAAUACCACAAGAGCUUUCAUUGCUGCCAUGAAGGGGAAAUGUCUACUGGAGGUGACUGGUGUGGCAGAUCCCACAGGCUGUGGUGAAGGAUUCUCCUAUGUGAAGAUUCCAAACAAACCAACACAGCAGAAGGAUGAUAAGGAGCCUCAGCCAGUGAAGAAGACUGUGACAGGAACAGAUGCAGACCUUCGUCGCCUUUCUUUGAAAAAUGCCAAGCAACUUCUCCGUAAAUUUGGUGUGCCUGAGGAAGAGAUUAAAAAAUUGUCCCGUUGGGAAGUUAUUGAUGUGGUACGCACAAUGUCAACAGAACAAGCUCGUUCUGGAGAGGGGCCCAUGAGUAAAUUUGCCCGGGGAUCAAGGUUUUCUGUGGCUGAACAUCAAGAGCGUUACAAAGAGGAAUGUCAGCGCAUCUUUGACCUUCAAAACAAGGUUUUGUCAUCAACAGAACUAUUAUCAACUGACACAGACAGCAGCUCAGCUGAAGAUAGUGACUUUGAAGAAAUGGGAAAAAAUAUUGAGAAUAUGUUGCAGAACAAGAAAACCAGCUCGCAGCUAUCACGUGAACGGGAGGAACAGGAGAGGAAGGAACUACAGCGGAUGCUACUUGCUGCAGGCUCAGCAGGAGGAGGAAAUAAUCACAGAGAUGAUGACACAGCUUCUGUGACUAGCCUUAACUCCUCUGCCACUGGCCGCUGUCUGAAGAUAUAUCGCACUUUUCAAGAUGAAGAGGGUAAAGAGUAUGUUCGAUGUGAGACGGUCCGAAAACCAGCUGUCAUGGAUGCCUAUGUGCGCAUACGGACCACAAAAGAUGAAGAAUUCAUUCGAAAAUUUGCCCUUUUUGAUGAGCAGCAUAGAGAAGAGAUGCGAAAAGAACGGCGAAGGAUUCAGGAGCAACUGAGGAGGCUUAAACGGAACCAGGAAAAGGAAAAGCUUAAAGGUCCUCCUGAGAAGAAGCCCAAAAAAAUGAAGGAACGCCCUGACCUAAAACUAAAAUGUGGAGCCUGUGGUGCCAUUGGACACAUGAGGACAAACAAAUUCUGCCCCCUUUAUUACCAAACAAAUGCUCCACCUUCCAACCCUGUUGCUAUGACUGAGGAGCAGGAGGAAGAGUUGGAAAAGACAGUCAUUCAUAAUGAUAAUGAAGAACUUAUCAAGGUUGAAGGGACCAAGAUUGUGUUAGGGAAACAGCUAAUUGAGAGUGCGGAUGAAGUUCGCAGAAAAUCUCUGGUUCUAAAGUUCCCUAAACAACAGCUUCCUCCCAAAAAGAAACGACGGGUUGGAACCACAGUUCACUGUGACUAUUUGAACAGACCUCAUAAAUCUAUCCACCGGCGCCGGACUGACCCUAUGGUGACACUAUCAUCUAUCUUGGAGUCUAUCAUCAAUGACAUGAGAGACCUUCCAAAUACAUACCCUUUCCACACUCCAGUCAAUGCAAAGGUUGUAAAAGACUACUAUAAAAUCAUCACUCGACCAAUGGAUCUCCAAACACUCCGUGAAAAUGUGCGCAAACGCCUCUACCCAUCUCGGGAAGAGUUUAGGGAGCAUUUGGAGCUAAUUGUGAAAAAUAGCGCAACCUACAAUGGGCCGAAACACUCGUUGACCCAGAUUUCUCAGUCCAUGCUGGAUCUCUGUGAUGAAAAGCUUAAAGAGAAAGAAGACAAAUUAGCUCGUUUGGAGAAAGCAAUCAAUCCAUUGCUAGAUGAUGAUGACCAGGUGGCAUUUUCUUUCAUUCUGGACAAUAUUGUAACUCAGAAAAUGAUGGCAGUUCCAGAUUCUUGGCCAUUUCAUCACCCAGUUAAUAAGAAGUUUGUUCCAGAUUAUUAUAAGGUAAUCGUCAACCCAAUGGAUUUAGAGACUAUACGUAAGAAUAUUUCCAAGCACAAAUACCAGAGUCGGGAGAGCUUUCUAGAUGAUGUAAACCUUAUUCUGGCCAACAGUGUUAAGUACAAUGGCUGGCUUCAAACCUCGGUCUUCCAGAUCGCAGCUUCCCAGUAUGAUGAACAUCUGACUCAACUUGAAAAGGAUAUUUGUACAGCUAAAGAAGCUGCUUUGGAGGAAGCAGACUUAGAAAGUCUGGACCCAAUGACGCCAGGGCCCUACACACCUCAGCCUCCUGAUUUGUAUGAUACUACCACAUCCCUCAGUAUGUCUCGAGAUGCCUCUGUAUUUCAAGAUGAGAGUAGUCUGUCUGUUCUGGAUAUUCCCACUGCUACACCAGAAAAGCAGGUAAUACAGGAAGGUGAAGAUGGAAAUGAUGCUGUUGCAGAUGAAGAAGGAACUGUGCAACAGCCUCAAUCUAGUGUCCUUUAUGAGGAUUUGCUUAUGUCUGAAGGAGAAGAUGAUGAGGAAGAUGCUGGAACUGAUGAAGAAGGCGAUAACCCUUUCUCUGCUAUUCAGCUGAGUGAAAGUGGAAGUGACUCUGAUGUGGGAACCAGUGGUAUAAGACCCAAACAGCCCCGCAUGCUUCAGGAGAACACGAGGAUGGGGAUGGAAAAUGAAGAAAGUAUGAUGUCCUAUGAGGGAGACGGUGGGGAGACUUCUCAUGGUUUGGAAGAUAGCAACAUCAGUUAUGGGAGCUAUGAGGAGCCUGAUCCCAAGUCGAACACCCAAGACACAAGCUUCAGCAGCAUCGGUGGGUAUGAGGUAUCAGAGGAGGAAGAAGAUGAGGAGGAAGAGCAGCGCUCUGGUCCAAGUGUACUAAGCCAGGUCCACCUGUCAGAGGACGAGGAGGACAGUGAGGAUUUCCACUCCAUUGCUGGGGACAGUGACUUGGACUCUGAUGAAUGAGGAUUCCUUUGGGUCUCCUUAGUCAGCCUUCCUUGUUCUCCAGCCUAGGUGAUUCACCUUUCCCCAAUUUGUUAUAUUUGUACAAUGUCUGAUCCUGAAAUUAUAGAUUUAACACUUUACUUUUAAUAAUAAGUAAAUGAUAAUAAUCACCUCUCCUGAUCUUGUUGGGGCAGUGUCACCUAUUGAUUUAAAGCAACUUCCUUCCCCUUAGCACUAACAAAAAAAAAAGAAAGAAACCUUACUAUUCUCCAUUGCCAUCCAUGAAUGCCAUUUAUUGAUACUGGCAUAAUUUUUCCCUGAGGAUGGAGAAGACAUUAUGAAAGAAUAGUAAAUAGUAACUAUAUCCUCCUGAUGUAUUAGAAGUCAUCUAAGCAUGGUGUCAUUUCAUUUUCUAAUUUGCAAGCUGGAAUAGGUGAGAGCCCUCCCCUCCCUCCUGCUAGAACAGAGAAUUGGGUUUUGGUGAGCUCUAUGCUACACUUAAAAACAAUCCUAUUGGACAAACUGUCCAUUUAUCUAGUUUGUUAUUUACUUACGUGGUCAUUCAAUGCCUUGUUCCUAAAUGGAUUUGAGGCAAAUAACUAUACAUUUUUUAAACAGUUUGUAUAUAAGAAAUGAUAUGUUGCCAUGUAAAUGUGUUCUUAUUCUUCCUCCCCCAGGGGAAAAGGUAGGAAAGUGGUGAGUUCCUUAGGGCAAAGACUUACCUUCUGUUUCUUCUCAUUCUUAAGAUAUAGUUUUUGCAAAGAAUCAGAUGCUCAGUAAUGUUUCCAGAAUCAUAAAAUCCUCCAGAGAUAACAUUACUCAGUAUCUGCUGCAUGAUAAGCA
This is a messenger RNA of Dipodomys ordii (Ord's kangaroo rat), 6421 nucleotides long. RefSeq names its product TAF1 RNA polymerase II, TATA box binding protein (TBP)-associated factor, 250kDa (gene Taf1). The transcript is spliced from 38 exons. Gene Ontology annotation, cellular component: transcription factor TFIID complex. The coding region runs from base 11 to 5599 and encodes 1862 amino acids. Lineage: Eukaryota; Metazoa; Chordata; Mammalia; Rodentia; Heteromyidae. Gene Ontology annotation, biological process: RNA polymerase II preinitiation complex assembly; transcription by RNA polymerase II; DNA-templated transcription initiation. The record is from RefSeq and is a predicted model, not a curated record. Gene Ontology annotation, molecular function: DNA binding; RNA polymerase II general transcription initiation factor binding; RNA polymerase II general transcription initiation factor activity.